AUAAAUAAUAAAUUGCUUAGUACUCUGUUUCAAGUACAUACCUAUACGGCUAUAAUACAACUCAAUAUAUCUAGAAAAUAUGUUUAUUUUAGUCAUACAAAUACAAUUGAAUCAAACACUAUAGCUACAAAAUAUACGAGUAAACAAUAAUUAGCGAAUCGUUUUUUUUCUCGAUAAUUAAUUGGAAAAAUAAUUUAUUUAAUUUUAACUAAAAUGAGCUGCAGUGAAAAGAAAUCAAAAAAAAAGAUAACAGUUAGGGUGAAACGUCAGUUACACCCAAGCUGCGAAUGGAUUCCAAUCGGAACAGGAAACCAUUAUAAAGGAAAAUGGAAUCAUAGGACGAUGUCCGGUUACGGAGUUUACGUUAUGCGAAAUGGAACUGUCUAUGAGGGCAAUUUUGACGACGGGUUGUUUCACGGAGAUGGCACUAUGUACUAUCCAUCAGGAUCCCGGAUUGAGGGAGUUUGGGAAAAAGGAAAAUGCGUACAACAAAAUUACAUAUUCAGCGACGGUCUCAGGUUUCAGCAAAAUAAUUGGCAGUACUGUAAGGCGCCCGAUAGAAGAUUUGCCAUCGAACAUACCAACGGUUUUGAACCAGCUGCUAGGAGUUAUGUUACCAAUCGGCAGCCCACGGUCGAAGUGCCGGACGGAGCGUAUGACGCCGGUGAUGGAUUUUACUGGCCACUUACUAACACUGUACACGAUUACUUGACAAAUGCGCUGAUUAGAGUCCCGACGAUGGAAAGCAGUAAGUGGAUUAUUGAAAACUGUCAUCGAGGUGGCAAAAGAGUGGUAGGUUUUCGACCAGACCUGUUCAAAAAAUGGUAUGGUAGAGCAGCGGAAGAAAAUGAAGAAGGAUCUACGGCUGCGGAUAACAAUAAUCCGAAGAAAUCCGAAGAAAUCAUUCACAACGACCGAUCUGUAAUGGCCGAAAUCAAAUCAGCUCCUUCUUUCGAUUUACCUCUACAAAGCAUACGGUCGGUACAUGAACCAUCUACGUUGAAUCAAUCGUCAUCGACAUUGUCGUUGAUGGCGGAGAGUACUCAACUAAGUCGUUGCCAAAAGACGUUGAUAUUGAAUCACAGAGUGGAUGCAAACGAUUUCAAUUAAUGUUGAACAUAUUGAUAAUUUCAGGAUCACUGCCGACGGCGACACUUAGAUAUAACAAUAAUAAAAACAAAUUUCAGAUAAAUAAUUUUCCAUAAUAUAACUGUACAAAUUAAGAAAUAAAAGUUCCAAGAUCUUAAGUACGGUACAGUAUGAUUUGAACAAA
Messenger RNA from Acyrthosiphon pisum (pea aphid), 1273 nucleotides. Its product is annotated as MORN repeat-containing protein 5-like. Bases 214 to 1110 code for a protein of 298 amino acids. The record is from RefSeq and is a predicted model, not a curated record. The transcript has 5 exons. Lineage: Eukaryota; Metazoa; Arthropoda; Insecta; Hemiptera; Aphididae.